This is a messenger RNA of Tripterygium wilfordii, 1377 nucleotides long. RefSeq names its product WAT1-related protein At3g30340-like. The coding region runs from base 114 to 1106 and encodes 330 amino acids. Gene Ontology annotation, cellular component: plasma membrane. The record is from RefSeq and is a predicted model, not a curated record. Gene Ontology annotation, molecular function: transmembrane transporter activity. Lineage: Eukaryota; Viridiplantae; Streptophyta; Magnoliopsida; Celastrales; Celastraceae. The transcript is spliced from 7 exons.
ACCAUGGAUGGUUGCGAUGCUCAGAACUACCAUUGUUGCAAGAAUGAUUUUAACACGAUAUCCAUUCUCUUGGAAAUCAGAAAUGGAGUCUCGAUUCUUCCUUUUCCUCACUCAUGGUGAAUGUGCUUAUCAAGAAGAUGCUUGAUGAUGGAAUGAAUCAUAUGGUUAUCGUUACUUAUCGUCAGUCCAUUGCUACUAUUUUCUUGGCACCCAUCGCCUACUUUUGGGAAGGGAAAAGUGAACGACAGGCAAAGGUUACGGCUAGCAUCUUAUGCAUGCUUUUCUUCAGUGCUCUGGUUGGGAUUACACUCACACAGUACUUGUUCCUUUUGGGACUCAAACGUACUACUUCUUCACUCUCUUGUGCAAUCCUCAACACAGUGCCUAUAUGCACAUUCGUCUUGGCAUUGCCAUUUGGUCUAGAGAAAGUGAAUCUGAAAAUCAAGGCGGGAAAGGCCAAGGUGCUUGGUAUGCUGAUAUGCUUAGGCGGAACCGUGCUGUUGAUUCUUUACAAAGGAACACCGUUAACCAGCACUGCACAUUCACGAGCUACAAUCAAUUCUAACGCCUCAACUUCUGCCAAGAAGACAGAGGAUUGGGUCAUUGGUUCUGCACUUUUGAUGGCAGGCUCACUUUUUUGGUCAUCAUGGUUCCUCAUUCAAACAAAAAUUGGCAAGAGAUAUCCAAGUAAAUAUUCUAGCAAUACCAUCUUGUCAUUCUUUGGUGCGAUUCAAUCGGCAAUCGUAUGUUUGAUUACCGGCAGCCGGAACAUCAACAUGUGGCUUCUGAAAGGAACAUGGCAAAUAAUUGGUGCCCUUUAUACUGGGAUGGUGGGAUCAGGUCUGUGCUACUUGGGGAUGUCAUGGUGUGUGAAACAAAGAGGUCCAGUCUUCACUGCAGCAUUCACUCCAUUGAUGCAGAUAUUUGCUGCAAUAUUUGAUAUUUCCGUUCUGCACGAACAACUUUUCCUCGGAAGCAUUCUAGGAUCUGUCCUGGUCGUACUUGGUCUGUAUAUUCUUCUGUGGGGAAAAAGUAUCGAGACACUGCAAUGUGAUUCGAAGCCAGUCCAAGUAAGCAAAGAAGAUGGAGAUCGUGAUGUGGUAUGAUAUGUCAAAUGUAACAAUCACUGUCAAUUCGAAGCCUAAUUAUGGCAAGCUGCUGCUUCUUCUUCUUCUUCUUCUUAAGGUCCUUGCCCAUAAUGAGCAAGUGAGAAGGGAGAGGGACAACAUUGAUGGAAUUUAAACUCCUCAUGAACGUGGGGACGGGGUUUACAAUUCUUUUAGCUAGAGUUAUUAUAAUUCUCUCUAAAAUCAUGAUUUAAAAUGUGUUACUAAGUAUUUUGGGUGCUCAUAUUGUUAAAUAUAAUAAAUUUUGAAA